Molecule: messenger RNA, 1671 nt
Organism: Pogonomyrmex barbatus (red harvester ant)
Lineage: Eukaryota; Metazoa; Arthropoda; Insecta; Hymenoptera; Formicidae
Product: cell adhesion molecule Dscam2
Biological process (GO): cell-cell adhesion
Molecular function (GO): protein binding
Source: RefSeq, a predicted model, not a curated record
CAGUUCUACGCGCGAUCUCCUCCCUGAAGGUGUCAACCUGCUCGCGAUCUGCCCCGUGGUUCCCCCCCAGAGUGGUCACGCACGAUCGGAAACGCACACACUCCCCCGCGGUUAUUCCCUUCUCUUCCGAUCGCCUUUUUUCCCCUCGUUUUCCCACCGCGGUUCGACGACGAGCUGUUGUGAAAACGAAAGCUCUCAGUGAAAAGUUUGAGGGCCUCUCUCUCUUUCGGACGCGGGCAAGAAAAACUACACGUUCGAGCCUGGCACGUGACACGCUUCAGCUGGCGACGACUAUCAUGCUGGCCGGGAUCUUCGAGGGCAACAAUGAGGAAGCUGAAUCGACGUAACGCUCCACGCCAGGAUGGCCGGUUGGCCGUUCAGCACCGCGCUGCUGUUCAGCAUCCUCAUCCUUGUUCGCGGACGAGGAGUGGUGCUGGACAGCCAAGGGCCGGUGCUGAUCUCGGAGCCGCGCUCGAGCGUGGAGUUCUCGAACGACACCGGGGCGAUGAUCCACUGCUCGGCCCAUGGCAGCCCCUCGCCGAGGAUCGACUGGCUGAUGGGGGACGGCUCGCCGGUCCUACCGAUACCGAACAUCCGUGAGAUGCUGGUGAACGGCUCCAUGUACUUCCUGCCGUUCGGCGCGGAGAGCUACCGGCACGACGUGCACUCGGCCGUUUAUCGGUGCCAGGCGUCGAACAGCGUCGGCAAGGUGCUCGGCCGUGAAAUCACGGUGAAGGCCGUGGUGCGCCAAAAGUAUGAGGUACAAGUGCGGGACGCCUACGUCCUGGCGGGCAACACAGGGGUGCUCAGAUGCGAGAUACCGGCCUUCGUCAAGGAAUACGUCGCGGUCACGUCCUGGUUGAAGGACUCGGCCUUCAACAUUUACCCCUCCGCGGAAAGCGGCGAGAAACACCACAUGCUGCCCACAGGAGAGCUGCUCGUCUUCUCGGUGACUCCCGCCGAUGCUCACUCGACUUACCGGUGCCGCACUGUACACCACGUUACCGGCGAUACCGUGGAAAGUUCCUCGUACGCCAGGCUCGUGGUUACCGAGCACCGCAACUCGUCGCCACCGCGAUUCAACGAGAGGGUGAAUCCCGGACCGAUUCGCACCGGAGAGACGAUCGUGCUGUCGUGCAUCUCGCAGGGUAACCCGCCGCCGACGUAUCUCUGGUUCCGCGAAUCCGUGUCGGGCACGACGAUGGUCUUCAACUCGGAGAGGAUACACGCGCGUGCCGGCGUCCUGGUGCUCCAGCCGGCCCGGGUCGAGGACGCCGGCAGAUACGUCUGCCACGCGAACAACACUGCCGGUUCUGAACGUGUCGAGCUGGAAGUCACCAUCAUAAGCAGCCUCUCCAUCCAUCUGGCGCCUCAACAGGUGACCGUGGAUCUGGGAAAGGACGCGGAGUUUCAGUGUUCUGUCACCGGUCAGCCACAUCCGGUGAUCUCGUGGGCGAAGGACGGUCUUCCUGUGCGGGAGGGAUCUUCGGGUAGGAGCAAAGUCACGGGUAAUGACGGCUCGACGUUGCGAAUAUCGUCCAUCAUGAGGGACGACAAAGGGAUGUACCAAUGCUUCGCCAAAAAUGACUACGAGAUGGUACAAGCCACGGCUGAAUUGCGUUUAGGAGGUAAGCUUGUCCAAUCCUUACACCGCAUGCUCCGAUUUAUUAU